Molecule: messenger RNA, 5325 nt
Organism: Monodelphis domestica (gray short-tailed opossum)
Lineage: Eukaryota; Metazoa; Chordata; Mammalia; Didelphimorphia; Didelphidae
Gene: TBX18
Product: T-box transcription factor 18
Biological process (GO): regulation of transcription by RNA polymerase II; somitogenesis; positive regulation of DNA-templated transcription
Cellular component (GO): chromatin; nucleus
Molecular function (GO): RNA polymerase II cis-regulatory region sequence-specific DNA binding; DNA-binding transcription factor activity, RNA polymerase II-specific
Source: RefSeq, a predicted model, not a curated record
GAAGCCCUCCACUUUUGCGUCCUUGUAAGGAAAAGUGUCCUGGCUUCCCCCAGGUCGGGCUUCGGGGAUUGGUGGUUGGAUUGGGUGAUUGACUGAAUUCUGGGGCUCCACCCCGCCCCCGCCCCUUCCCUGCAGCUUUAUUGACACUAAUGAGCAAGUUCUUCCCACCGCUCUCCUGCCUGGAAGUGCUGACAGAUCAAGGCAACAAAUUUCAAUUACAAGCCUUAAUUUGUGUCCGCAGAGUGUUUUUUUACCCAUGUCAGUUCUUUCUGGCGCAUCAGACGAGGCAGAGCUUGGAGAAGAAAGAGGUGGGGGGUGGCAGUGAAGAAUCACAUCCCUCGGAAAAAAAAAAUAGGAAAAAAGAGAGAGCGCGCAAAAGGAUUAAUUAAAAACAAAGCAAAGACAAGCUGGCAAAGGCGCCGCAGAUGAUUCGGAUUUAAGAAAAAUCGGGAGGAAACGCCAAAUUUGUUCUUGCCAGCGGCCGAGGACAAAUCUGAAGCAGUGGGCGGCAGCGUGUAUUGUUUUGUUUUGUUUUGUUUUUGGAGGGAGGAGGAGAGGAGAGAGAGCGUGUGUGCUCGUUUGUGUGUGUGUGUGUGUGUGUGCGUGUGUGUGCGCGCGCGAGUGUGCGUGUGUGUAUAUGAGAGCUGGGAGCGCCGCGCGCGUGUGCUGGGGCGGCGGGGAUGGCCGAGAAGAGGAGAAGCUCGCCCUGCAGCAUGCUGAGUCUCAAGGCUCACGCUUUCUCAGUGGAAGCGCUGAUCGGUGCGGAGAAGCAGCAGCAGCAGCAACAGCAACUGCAGAAAAAGCGGAGGAAGCUAGGCGGUGACGACUCCCCGGCCGCCGAGGGAGGUGGUAGCGCCAGCUGCGGCGGCGGAGGCUGUGAAAAGGGCUCGGUGGAGGGAGCCGAAGGAGUCUCUCUACCGCCGCCGCCCGGGGCUGAAGCUGGGGCUGCAACAGGGUCCCUGUCUGCCCGGAGCUGCGCGGAGAUGGAACGGACCUGUGGUUCCCGAGGACCUACGGGAGGCUGUGAAGAAGGUUUCCAACCGAGAGUUUCCCCAGCUGUGUCCCCGGGAGCCUCUCCGAAAGGAUCACCCGUGCCUGCUCCAGCCCCUCUUCCAGCCUUGCCUCGGGCUGGAUCCCCGUUGCCCUCCCCUCAGGCACCCAGGGUGGAUCUUCAAGGCGCCGAGCUUUGGAAGCGCUUCCACGAGAUCGGCACAGAGAUGAUCAUCACCAAGGCGGGCAGGCGAAUGUUUCCUGCUAUGAGAGUGAAGAUCUCUGGUCUAGACCCACAUCAGCAAUAUUAUAUUGCAAUGGAUAUUGUGCCAGUGGACAAUAAGAGAUACAGGUAUGUUUAUCACAGCUCCAAAUGGAUGGUGGCUGGUAAUGCUGACUCACCUGUGCCACCCAGAGUUUACAUCCAUCCUGAUUCACCAGCUUCCGGGGAGACUUGGAUGCGGCAAGUGAUUAGCUUUGACAAGCUGAAACUUACCAACAAUGAGCUGGAUGACCAAGGACAUAUUAUACUUCACUCAAUGCACAAAUACCAACCAAGAGUGCAUGUCAUUCGAAAAGACUGUGGAGAUGAUCUUUCUCCUGUCAAGCCUAUUCCAUCAGGGGAAGGGGUUAAAGCAUUCUCAUUUCCUGAAACUGUAUUUACAACUGUCACUGCCUACCAGAAUCAGCAGAUUACUCGGCUAAAAAUUGACAGAAACCCAUUUGCCAAAGGAUUUCGAGAUUCUGGCCGUAACAGGAUGGGCUUGGAAGCUUUGGUAGAGUCUUAUGCAUUCUGGAGACCUUCCCUAAGGACUCUCACAUUUGAAGAUAUCCCUGGAAUACCCAAACAAGGAAACACAGGCUCUUCUACCUUACUUCAAGGUUCUGGAAAUGGAGUUCCUACCACCCACCCUCAUCUUUUAUCUGGUUCCCCCUGUUCUUCUCCUGCCUUCCACCUUGGGCCAAACACAAGCCAGCUUUGCAGCCUGGCACCUGCCGAUUAUUCUGCCUGUGCCCGCUCAGGCCUUACCCUCAACCGGUACAGUACUUCCCUGGCUGAAACCUACAACAGGCUCACAAACCAAACCAGUGAGACCUUUGCCCCGCCAAGGACUCCCUCUUACGUUGGAGUUACCAGCAGCACGACCGUGAACAUGUCCAUGGCUGGCAACGAUGGAGACUCAUUCAGUUGCCCACAGACCAGCUUAUCUAUGCAGAUUUCAGGGAUGUCUCCCCAGCUGCAGUAUAUCAUGCCCUCACCUUCUAGCAAUGCCUUUGCCGCCAACCAGACCCACCAGGGCUCUUACAACACUUUCAGGUUACACAGCCCCUGUGCUUUGUAUGGAUACAACUUUUCCACAUCUCCCAAACUGGCUGCCAGUCCUGAGAAAAUUGUUUCUUCCCAAGGAAAUUUCUUGGGAUCCUCACCGAGUGGGACCAUGACUGAUCGGCAGAUGUUGCCCCCCGUGGAAGGAGUACACUUGUUGAGCAGUGGGGGUCAACAGAAUUUCUUUGACUCUAGGACCCUAGGAAGCUUAACACUGUCAUCAUCUCAAGUGUCUGCACAUAUGGUUUGAUGGAGCCUUUAAGUCAAAAUACAUUUUUUUCCCUAGUGUACUUUCUGUUCUUAGCUAUGUGGAAGGACAAUCAUUUUGUGGCUUGUAUAAUGUGUAUAUAAUAGAAAAAGGUGCACUGCGCCUUUGCCUUGGCUUAUGCUGAGAAUAUAUAUUAUAUAUAUAUGCAGCAUAUAUAUAAUAUAUAUUGUGUUAUAUAUCUAUAUUGUAUAUACAUAACCUUUUGAGUUAUUCAGGCUAUACAACUGCACCCUCCAUCUGGUAAUCCAGUGGUACAAAGUGUUUGCAAUGUAUGCAACAUAUUUAGCUGAAAUUCCAAGGCUUUUUUAAACACAAAAUGAUAUAUUUAACGACUGGCCCCCAUAACUAAACAUUUCCAACUGCGUUUAUCAGAAAAGUUCUCUAAACAUUUUUUUCACCUGUGUUGAUAAUCCAAAAUUUAUGACUGCUGUUAUUCUUAGAGAUUUGGAAGGUGUGGAGACCUUACGUGCAGAAGGUUCCUCAAAGACAACAUCAUCUAUAUGAGUGGAAUAGCUUUCUUCCUCUUACUUUUCCUUAUUCAUCAAUAACUAGUAUGGGACCCUGAGAAACAGUAUGGAGUAGCAGAUAGAUGGGGCUCCCUCUGGGUGCAUGUCCUGCCACUAUGUGACCACAGACAAGUCAUGUGACCUUUCAGUGCCCUAUACAUUUCUCUAAGACUGUAAGUUACAGACAAGUCAUAAUCCCCCCUCCUCAGGAGAAUUAGUUUCCACAUUGUUCGUCUCUUAUACUAACAAAAUUACAAGUCCAGACCCCCUUGCCAAAUUUUUAACCCUGUUACCUAAUAUCCUCUAUGAUAUUGCUUCAUGGAAAAACAGAAACAUCACUGAAAAAAAUUUUUUUGAAGUUUUGUUCUAAUUUUCAUUCCCCAAUAGAGAUAUUAGUGAUUCUUAUUCCUCUACAGAGAAUGUAUUUACAGUCUUUUAAUUUUUGCUCAAGUAUUUCCUGUUCUACCACCAACAAGCUAGAAGGAUGCCAGUGUCUGUUAGCCUUCCAAAGAAUAUGGCGCAUAUAUUUUAAUUGUCACUAGAGGACAUAAUAUUUUAAUCCUGAGAGAGAGAGAGAGAGAGAAAAUAUAAUUAUUUAAAUCCAGCUCCUCAUUCUCAUGAUUUGAACAAUGAAAUACAGGAAACCUCUAUUUUAAAUCAAAAGGAUUAAUGUUGUCAGUUUCCCCCCUUCGCUGUGCUUCGGUCAAGGGUAUGAGGGUCUCUCUUGCUUUGGGUUCUCACUACUAAUUGCUUAGGUUGGAAUUCUUGACCUAAGGUAUAUUUUUGAGGGGAGGGAGGUUAUGGUUCUUAUUUAUAAUACAAUGUCUCCUAACUCCCACAGCUUGGACACUCGCCCUUGUGAGCCGCCCUCUGUCAGAGUCUUUUCCUGUGAAAACUGAUAUGCAGCCUUUUUGGUUUUAAAUAACACUACAAAGAAUUUCUGUGGGUCAUCUCCAUGAAUCUGCCUUUUGGAGUUUCUGCUGGCAUACUAAAAAACAAGGAAUUUCACUGGAGGAACUAGAAAGCCAUUUCUUCUUAACAUUUUAAAAGCUAAAGGCAUUUUGAACUUUAAUACCAGGAAAAAUGAGGGUCUAUCUUUGGCGGCUUCCCUCAGCAUAUGGAUCUAGGGGGCUGUAAAGCAAAUUACUUAGAUAGCACAUCACAGAACAAAUUAAAUCAGCUAUACAGGGAGAGCAGCAUUCCUGUCUUCUUGUUGAGAAAAAAAAAAGUUGCCCAUUUUGGGCCAGUUCCACACUUUCUAUGUAUCAAGCUAAUGGUGGUAUGAGUUCAUUAUGUCUUUGCACCAAAUUAAUUGUUUGAAUUCAGGAGUUCUUAACCUUUUUUUUGGCAGUCUGGUAAAAUCUAUGAACUCUUCUCAGAAUAAUGUUUUUAAAUAAACAAAAUAAAAUACAUAAGAUUAUAAGGAAGUCAAUUAUAUUGAAAUUUAGUUAUCAAAAACAUUCUUUUUAGAGGUCUCAGGAUAAGAUGCCUUUAUUUCAUCUUUGUUUUGGUAAGGAAAAAGCAGUGUGGGUCAUGAUUUGUUCAUUGGCUUCAGGUGUCUAGGAAUGUCCUGAGAUUUAAAAAGAAUUUACAUUGGAUAGAACUCAUGGUUUCCAUACCUGGCCCAUUUUCUUCCAUGUAUUCUAUAUUACCAAACCCUGAAUUUCAGCAGUUCAUCACGGUUCCUGAUUUUUUUUUUCCAGUUAACAUGAGAGACUGAUGCAAGCCUUUUGUAAUGCCUUAAAAAACAUAGUGGGCAUAGCAGUCCACUUGUGUGCUGUAAUGUCUGUUUGGACAAAGAUUUGGAAUGAUGCUUUUAAAAAAGGACAAAGUUUAUGAGGACACAAGGUUGUAUAAGAGCUUGUUAAAUAUGCAAGGAGAAUUCUCAGUGCCUUGAGAAAACCUGAAAAAAUAUUCAUGUGCAUGUAUGUGAGCAUAAAAAAAUAUAUAUUUUUGUUGUCAGUGACUUGGAGAUGACACAACGCCACAGACAUGUUGUUUGUUCAUUUUAAAUUCAAGGUCAUUUUUAUUUUCUUCAAGACUUUACAAUACUACUACAAUUUUUUCCCUUAAAAUCUUACUGUAAAUAAUUAUCACAGUGCCAACAUAAAGACUUGCUUUUGUUAUUAUAUUAAAUAGUAUCUAUGCAUUGGUAUCUGUAAUUAUCCAUCUGUAUUUUAUUACUACAAAAAUGCCAUAGAAAAUUAUAUUAAAGUAUGUAUCUGAACACAUUA